This is a messenger RNA of Moesziomyces antarcticus, 4113 nucleotides long. RefSeq names its product copper-sulfate regulated protein 1. The transcript has a single exon. Gene Ontology annotation, biological process: copper ion homeostasis; monoatomic cation transport. Gene Ontology annotation, molecular function: nucleotide binding; copper ion binding; P-type divalent copper transporter activity. The record is from RefSeq and is a predicted model, not a curated record. Gene Ontology annotation, cellular component: membrane. Bases 1 to 4113 code for a protein of 1370 amino acids. Lineage: Eukaryota; Fungi; Basidiomycota; Ustilaginomycetes; Ustilaginales; Ustilaginaceae.
AUGGCAUGCAGUCAAGCUGAGCGACAGCCGCUGCUUAGCCAUGACGAGCGCCGCGCCCUUCCCACGCCAUACCGCUCCAUCGAUAAUGGCACUUUGGACGAUUCGGAUCAGCCGCUCAUCACACGGCGAGACCAUGCAGCUGCGGUCUCCUCGCACAAUCUUGCCCGCUCGAGCCGUCACGCCUCGACGCUCACCGUCAGAGUCUACGCGGUCUGCCCAGACAUCCACUGCCCCUCGUGCAUCUCGCACCUCUCCAGCCUGGUCGCCAGCCUCGACAUCCAUCCGGCCUGCCGUAUCGCCAUCUCUAACGCAGACACCUCACUCAUCCACCGCACCGUCACCAUCGACCUUGAGGUGGCACCCUCCGACUCGGAGGAUGGCGCACAUGCUCCGCAAGGCUCUCAUGGCCCCGCACGAGCGGCGGCAAAGCGUCUGCGGCGCGUCCUCGAGGAGCUUGCCAGGAUUCUCGCACAGGACGGCUUCUCCGUCGAUCACAUGCGCUCCAAAGUCAUUGCAGAUUCCGGGGCAGACUACGCCUACAAGCAGGGCUUGAACCAAAUGCUCGACGCGUCGGAUCUCUACCGACACUCCGAGACGAGCGCCGCAGCCUCGAGUCUGCCAGACACUGUCAACGCAUCGAUAAAGGGCAGCUCCAUGCUCGGCGCGCUGCCAGCCUCGCUCGGCAAUACGCUCCGAUCCGCCUGGUCCCGUACUGCUGCUGACGAUACCGAGUCGGCGCGCAUACAUCACGAGCGAUGGCGCAGACACGUCCAGGUCUGCCGCGCCUGCCGGGACGGCGACGCCGAUCACGCUUCUCCACUGGAAGAUGCCACUUCGCUCUCGCAGCAGCAAAAUGACGACGAGCCCAAAGAUGCAGACGACUCUCAUCGCCGAGUGGUCGCCGUGCUUUCGAUCACCGGCAUGACUUGCGCGUCGUGCGCCCAAUCCAUCACCAACGCCGUUCGCGCCCAAGCAUCCCACCAAGUCGACUCGAUCAAAGUCGACGUCCUCUCUGCCUCGGCCACCGUCACUGCCCAUCCAUCCGCACUGCCCUCCAUCAUCGAGGCGAUCGACGAUGCCGGUUUCGAAGCGCAUCUAGUAAAGUCCGAGCCCGUGCGCUCGUCUUCACCCGACCGCCAGCGCGACGAGUCGGACGGGCACACCUGGAGGGCCAAGCUCGCCAUCCACGGCAUGACGUGUGCGAGCUGUGUGCAGAGUGUGAGCUCGGCGCUGCAGUCGCACGCGGACGAGACCAACGCCGCCCACGCGGUCCAGAUCGUCACCACUUCGGUCGACCUCAUGUCCAAGUCGGCCGACGUCGUCCUCUCGGCCCCCGACAAGACCCAGGCCGAAGCUCGGCUUGGCGAGCUGGUGGCUCAGGUGCAAGACGUCGGAUUCGAGGCUGAACUGCUCACGCUUCAGCCCGAGUCCGGCAAAGCCCGCGCGGCUUCCGACGGGGCUGUGUUUCGACACGUGCGCAUCGAGGUGCAAGGCAUGUUCUGCCAGAGCUGCGUGGCCAAGGUGCGCAGCUACUUCAGCCGUCUCCGCACCGCGCGCGCCUCGGACAUCGACGUCGCCGACGACGAUCUCGACGGCUUCACGCUCGCGCAGCCGCUGCUCAGCUUCAGCUACCGCUCGGGCGCGCCAUCCCGCCUCCGUCUGCGCACCAUCCUCGACGAGGUCAACUCGCUCGACCCAACAUUCUCCGCGCGCUACGCGCCGCCGCCCUCGCUUGCCUCGCGCUCGGCGGUGCUCGCAAGGGCAGAGCUGCGCGACCUCCUCAUUCGCCUCGCCAUCACGGCUGUCUUUGCCCUGCCGGCGCUGGCUAUAUCGAUGAUCGCGCCGCUGCUUUCGCCACACAGUGCGCUGCGGCGGUGGACGGCGGCGUACGUGGUGGGCAGGGCGACGCGGGGCGAGGUGGCAAUGUGGCUCAUCGCCACGCCCGUGCAGUUCGGCGUCGGUGCGCUGUUUCUCGCCAAGGCGUGGCGCAGUGUGUCGGCCAUGUGGAAGCGGCGUCGCUCGUGGACGGACCGCUUCCUGCGCUUCGGCAACAUGGAUGUGCUCGUUGCGCUCGGCACGCUCGUCGCAUACACCUCGUCGCUCGUCCUGCUCGGCCUGGACGCGCUGCGCACCCCGCAGCCCGCGGACGAAGCGCAGAUGGACAUGACGUACUUUGAGGUGUCGGUGUUCCUCGUGCUCUUCAUCCUGCUCGGCCGCGUGCUCGAGGCGGUGACCAAGCGCAAGACGGGCGAUGCCGUCGCCGAGCUCGGCCGCAUGAAGCCUCGCACCGCCCAGCUCGUGCUCGAUCCGUCCGAGCCGGCGCGCAGCCGCACAGAGCAGGUCGACGUAGACUUGCUCGAUGUGGGCGAUCUCGUGCUCGUUCCGCACGGCGCAUCGCCGCCGCUCGACGGUGUCGUGCUGGGCACCGCAGCCACGCCGCUGUUCGACGAGAGCAGUCUUUCGGGCGAGGCGCGGCCCGUGGCCAAGCAGGUUGGCGAACAGGUCUACGCGGGCACACUCAAUGUUUCGCACGCCGCCGUGGUGGUCCAGGUGCGCGUGGUGCCGGGCGCAUGCGUGAUCGACGAAAUUCUCGACGUCGUGCACGAGGCCGCGGGCAAGAAGGCGCGCAUCGCCCAGCUCGCCGACGCGAUCACCGGCGUCUUUGUCCCCGCUAUCGUCUACGUCUCGCUCGCGGUGCUGGCGGUGUGGUGCACCCUGCUGUACUCGGACAUCCUCGGGGAGGACUGGCAGAGGAGGCAUGUGGAGCACUAUGGUGAGCCGGGAGCGAGGUUCGUGUAUGCGCUCCAGUUCGCCAUUGCGUGCCUGCUCGUGGCGUGUCCGUGCGGCAUCGGGCUCGCGGCGCCCACGUCGCAGCUUGCGGGCAUCGGGCUGGCGUCCCAGCACGGCAUCCUCGUCAACGGUGGCGGCGAAGCAUUCCGGGCCGCCAGCACGGCGGCUGACAGCGCCGGCCAGCUCGUGGUGGUGUUCGACAAGACCGGCACCAUCACCAAAGGCGAUGCGAUCGGCGUGGCCGAUUAUCGCUUUGCUGCUGCGCAGGACGAAGAGCUGCAAGAGGCGCAGCUGCUGCACUGCAUCGAGCUGGUGGAGCAGGCCAGCACGCAUCCGUACGCGCGUGCCGUGCGUGCCUGGAUCGCCGAGCGUCCCAGCGCGACUCCAUCCCUGCCGUCGCAGUACAAUCUGGAGGACGUGGUGGAGGUGCCGGGCAAAGGAUUGCGCGCGACGUUCCGCCAAACUUUCGAGGUCGACGGAGCGGCAAAGUCGUUCGUACUGCUGGUGGGCAACCGCGCCCUGAUGCGGGAGCUGGGCGCCGAGACGCCGGAUGCACACAUCGCCGACGCCGAGCGCGGCUGGUCGGCUGCAUCGCACAGCGUAGUCUACACCGGUGUGCGAUGGUCUUCGUCCGCACAAGGUGCGGUGGCACUGGCGCUGGCCAUGAGCGACGAGAUCCGACACGAAGCCGCAUGGGUGAUCGCCCACCUCUCGUCGCGCUACGCCGCCGAGGUGUGGAUGGUGACGGGCGACAACUCGGGCACGGCAUGCAGUGUGGCUGCGCAAGUGGGCAUCCCGGCCUCGCGCGUGGUUGCCGGCGUCCUACCCAUCGACAAGAAGACGUGGGUGGAACGACUUUCCUCCGCUGACCCCGAGUCCUCGCUCCCCACACGCCAGCGGCGGUGGUUGGGCGCUGCCCGCGGUCGAACGGUGCUCUUCGUGGGCGACGGUAUCAACGACUCGCCCGCGCUGAGCGCCGCGAGUGUCGGCGUGGCACUGGGGUCCGGAAGCAGCAUCGCACACUCGUCGGCCGACUUUAUCCUGCUCGCACGCACCGCACCGCUGCUCUCCAUCCCCGUGCUGCUGCAGCUCUCGCGCGCAACCCACCGCAAAGUCACCUCCAACUUCGCCUGGGCCUUCGUGUUUAACCUGGUGCUCAUCCCUGUUGCAGCAGGUGCGCUGGUGGGGUUGGGAGUGACCAUGGGCCCCGAGCUCAGUGGUCUCGCCAUGGCGUUUAGCAGCACCAGUGUGGUUCUCAACAGCCUCAGCCUGCGCACCUGGCGGCCUAGUAAGCAGCUCGCAAAGCAGUUGGAGCACAAGUAG